AAAGUGAAAUUAAGAAAAAUCUCAAGGAGGUUGUAAAAGCGGUGCUAAACCUGGAAAAGAAAGUUAGAGAAAUCCAUCAAGGAAUUUUUUAUGAGUUAACUGAGAUAGAAGAAACUCAAAAAGAUGCUCAAGAACAAAUAAAAAAACUACUGCAAAAGAAUGGAGUUGAAGUUAGUGAUUUAAAUUCUAAUUUAUGGGAAGCAGAAAUAACUAGUCAACAAGAAGUGAAAAGUCAAGUUGAAGUUGUUGCUAAUUAA
Entrophospora candida is the source of this 257-nucleotide messenger RNA. NCBI's taxonomy places the organism in Eukaryota, Fungi, Glomeromycota, Glomeromycetes, Entrophosporales, Entrophosporaceae. The record is from the annotation of a GenBank genome assembly.